AUCAGAAUGGCUCGUACAAAGCAGACAGCACGUAAAUCUACCGGAGGAAAGGCUCCUCGUAAACAGCUUGCCACUAAGGCUGCCAGGAAGAGUGCCCCAGCAACUGGCGGUGUGAAGAAACCCCAUCGUUACAGGCCUGGUACCGUAGCUCUGCGAGAGAUCAGACGUUACCAGAAAUCCACUGAACUUCUUAUCAGAAAGCUUCCCUUCCAACGUCUCGUUCGUGAAAUCGCUCAGGAUUUCAAGACUGAUCUUCGUUUCCAGAGCUCUGCCGUAAUGGCUUUACAGGAGGCCAGCGAGGCUUACUUGGUCGGUCUUUUCGAGGAUACCAACUUGUGCGCUAUCCACGCCAAGAGAGUGACCAUCAUGCCCAAGGACAUCCAGCUUGCCCGCCGUAUCCGUGGUGAGAGAGCCUAAGUUGAAAAUAAUGAAGCUACUGCUUUAGCCCAACGGCCCUUUUCAGGGCCUCUAAAUUUUUUCGUAAAGUUCUACUAACCCUUAAGAUAGUGGUAUGUUUUCGUGUUC
Molecule: messenger RNA, 525 nt
Organism: Octopus sinensis (East Asian common octopus)
Lineage: Eukaryota; Metazoa; Mollusca; Cephalopoda; Octopoda; Octopodidae
Product: histone H3
Exons: 1
Coding region: 7-417 (136 amino acids)
Cellular component (GO): nucleosome
Molecular function (GO): structural constituent of chromatin; DNA binding; protein heterodimerization activity
Source: RefSeq, a predicted model, not a curated record